Molecule: messenger RNA, 2103 nt
Organism: Melitaea cinxia (Glanville fritillary)
Lineage: Eukaryota; Metazoa; Arthropoda; Insecta; Lepidoptera; Nymphalidae
Product: fatty acyl-CoA reductase wat-like
Exons: 15
Coding region: 109-1986 (625 amino acids)
Biological process (GO): long-chain fatty-acyl-CoA metabolic process
Cellular component (GO): peroxisome
Molecular function (GO): alcohol-forming very long-chain fatty acyl-CoA reductase (NADP+) activity
Source: RefSeq, a predicted model, not a curated record
GUACGAUGGCUCAGUAUUAGAAAUACGUCGCGUACUGACGGACGCGUAGCACUUCAAAUAGUGUGUUCAAUUUAUUAAAAGAGUGAACGCGUAAUAACAAUAAAAAAAAUGAAUUUUUCAUUAGAAGAAACACCGCUGGCUAAAACCACUUUGACAAAGGACAAUAUAGCGAAGUGGGUGGAGGGUCAACGGAAGGGUGAGCCCAUCAGGAUAGACGUGUACGGGAAACCUUCAGACAAACAGCUGAGAGAAUUGGAGAACGUAAGAAAACUAAGCAAGGAACUUCAGGAAAAUUUACAUGACUUAGAAACCUCAGUACGCAUACCAGAAGUGGAAAACCAAGCGAUGAAUCCAACAGCACCGAUCCUGGACUUCUCAGAAGACCACGAAUUCGUAUCAGCCAACCAGCUAGAUGAUUACUACUCCCAGGAAGACCAGAACGACGCAAAGGAGGCUGAAAAGCAAAAACUUACCAAGGGUAAAGCGGAUAAAACGGAUAUCCAGAAAUUUUAUAAGGAUCAGUGUGUUUUUGUGACUGGUGGUACCGGGUUUUUGGGUAAAGUAUUAAUUGAGAAGUUGCUGCGUUCCUGUGGCGAUCUUGACACAAUAUACGUUCUAGUUCGGCCGAAGAAAGGCAAGGAUCCGAUGACGAGGAUACACGACAUGCUUGAUGACUUUGUCUUUCAAAGGGCUCACGAGGAAAACCCAAAGGGUAUACACAAAGUUGUGCCAAUAGUUGGAGAUAUGGAACUGCCUGGACUAGGGCUAAGUGACGGAGAUCGAAAACUUCUUAAGUCGAGGGUAACGAUAAUAAUCAACUCAGCGGCGACUGUCAAAUUUGACGAAAAGCUCUCAAUUGCAACAGGUAUCAACGUGAGAGGCACGGUGGAGAUUAUCAAGCUAGCUAAAGAGUGUAGAAACCUCAUCGCCAUAACACACGUAUCAACAGCUUUUGCGAAUACACAUUUAAAAUGUAUUGAAGAGAAAAUCUACGAUCCACCGAUAAGUGUAGAAGCGUUGAAUGCUGUCUCUCAAUUAGAUGAUAGCAUUAUUGAAUCAAUUCUUCCAGCGCUUUUAGGCAAACGACCCAAUACCUACUGUUUCACGAAAGCGGUGGCCGAGGAAGCAGUCAGGGUGUAUGGCGAAGGGAUGCCCAUAUGUAUAGUUCGACCUUCUAUAAUUAUUUCAACGUAUGAAGAGCCAGUCAGAGGAUGGACGGACAGCAUGUAUGGACCUACUGGGUUGGUUGUCGGCAUUGGCACUGGAGUUCUGAGAACGAUGUACAUGGAUCUUAACAAGGUGGCGGAUAUGGUACCCGUCGACCUCACUGUCAACGCCAUCAUCGCAUCAACCUACCACACAGCUAAUGACUUUAAAGAAAAUCAAACAUCUCACAUCCCAAUCUACAAUUUCGUGUCUGGAAGUCAGAAUCCCAUAACUUGGAGUAAAUUCAUCGAAUUCAACAGACAUUAUGGAGUACAGACUCCAACAAUUAAAGCCGUAUGGUACUACGGUUUGAACCCGACAAAUUCGUACCAACUCUUUAGAUUUUACGACUUUUUCCUACAUUACCUGCCGGCUCUUCUCAUCGAUCUCUUCUGCGCUCUGACUGGAAGAAGAAGAAUGAUGUUACAAUUUUACAAGAAAGUGACCAAACUGGCCAAAAUCCUCUUCUACUUCUCGACCCAAGACUGGCGGUUCGAAGACAUUGGUGUCCAAAGAAUGUGGUCUCGAACAUCUGAGGGUGAUCGGGCCGUGUUUCCCUUCAACUUGAGAGAUAUGUCUUGGGAUUACAUGGCGGAAACUUUCUUGUUGGGUCUAAGGGUGUACUUGGUGAAAGAUGAUCUCUCAACGUUACCGGAAGCGAGAAGAAAAUGGAACAGGCUGUACUGUCUGCAUCAGCUCAUCAAAAUAGCGACGUACUCCUUAGUGUUGUACUUAAUCUACUUUCUAGUCACAAGGAUAUUUUCUUUUAUAAUGGGUUGAUUAUUAUACUAAAUAGAUUAACGUUAGCGUGAUAUAUGGGUAAAUAUCUGCAAAUAUUACAGAUAUAUCUGGAUAAUUUUAUAUUUUACUAGUAAAUAUUGUGUCGCCAUAUUUUUU